This is a messenger RNA of Calidris pugnax (ruff), 1551 nucleotides long. RefSeq names its product tektin 2 (testicular) (gene TEKT2). The record is from RefSeq and is a predicted model, not a curated record. Gene Ontology annotation, biological process: cilium assembly; cilium movement involved in cell motility. NCBI's taxonomy places the organism in Eukaryota, Metazoa, Chordata, Aves, Charadriiformes, Scolopacidae. Gene Ontology annotation, cellular component: nucleus; microtubule cytoskeleton. The coding region runs from base 60 to 1391 and encodes 443 amino acids. The transcript has 10 exons.
UGCCUGGCAACCGGCCCUGAGGCGGCGGGACCGGGCCCGAGAGCCACCUGUUUAGCAAGAUGGCCACGCUGAGUGAGAAGCCGGGGCAGCGGUACACCGUGCCGGACUGGCACACCAACUCCCACCUCAUCUCGGCCGAUGCCGAACGCCAGCGCUCCACUUCCCACCGAGUCCGGCAGGAAGGGAGAGUUCUCCGCAACGAAACCAACAACCAGGCAAAAUGGGAUGAGCACGACAACCGAACGCGCCUGGGUGAGCGUAUCAGCAGCCUGAACAGAUGGAAAGAGACCCUGGACAAAUGCCUCGCAGACAUAGAUGCGGAAAUCGAUGCUUUAGCCAAAGUGAAGGAAGCAGCAGAGUGUGCACUCCAGGCAAAGAACUUGCAUUUGGAUGUUUCCAUCGAGUGCCUGACGUUCCGGGAGAGCCGCCGUGCCAUCGAUUUGGUGAGGGACCCUGUGAGCGAAGAGCUGCACAAGGAGGUGAAGGUGAUAGAAAAAGCCAAGAGAGAACUGCAGCAGAAGGUGCACGAAGGCUUCGAACAGUUAUGCCUCUUGCAGGAGGCUCGCCAGCAGCUGAGCAGUGACCAUCGGGACAAGGUGGAAGCACUGGACAUAGAUCGCAACUGCUUAGACCUCAGCGUGAACUCCCCCAACAUCUCCUUCAAGGUCAACCCAACCCGGGUCCCAAACGGAUCCGUUACGUCUGACGCGUGGGAACGGUACAGCCAGUGUAACAAGGAGCGUGCUGAGGCAGAAAUGAAAGCCUCCAUUCUGCUCCGAGAAGCAACACAGCUCACCAUCGCUCAGACAAACAACGAGCUGGAGGCUCAGCGUGUGGCCACAGAGUUCGCCCUGCGCAAGAGGAUUAGAGACCUGGACAGAGCCUAUGAUGAGCUGAAAUGGCAGGAGAAGAAUACCUUGGAGGAGAUUGCUGAGAUGGAGGAGGACAUCCGACGCUUGGAGGAAGAUCUUCGAAGGAAAAUACAAGAUCUGAAAGUGGCCCACACCCGCCUGGAGACCCGCACGUGUCGGUCCAACAUGGAGCUCUGUCGGGAUCAGGUCCAGUACGGGCUCACGGAUGAGGUCCACGAGCUGGAGGGAUCGAUCCGCGCGCUCAGGCAGAAGCUGGCAGAGUCCCAGAACGCCUUGGACGCUCUUUACAGACAACUCCACCGUGUUCAGACGGACAUGGGCUACAAAGCCAAUUCCCUGCUGCUGGACAACAAGUGCAUGGACACCCGGAGAAAACUCCUGGUCCCCGCUGACAAAUUAGUACCGAAGCUCGACACUUUCAACCGCACCACAAACCGCCCUCUCUCCCCUCCAAGGAGCGAGCAGUGGGUGCUGCCUCCUUGCACCAGCGAGAAAGCUACCGCUGAUUCAAUUCCGUAGCGAGAAAAAGCAGAAAUCUGUGUCAUUUUAGGAUAAAACGCCAUUCUCCCUCCUCCUACUUUGUUGUAUAACCGUCUUGGCGUAUAACUCUCUGUCCCCCCUUUCCCCCGCAAUGUUUAUGGCCUCUUGGCACUCGGAAGGAGGGUUAGAAACAAUAAAA